This is a messenger RNA of Zea mays, 627 nucleotides long. RefSeq lists its product as uncharacterized. NCBI's taxonomy places the organism in Eukaryota, Viridiplantae, Streptophyta, Magnoliopsida, Poales, Poaceae. Bases 1 to 627 code for a protein of 208 amino acids. The record is from RefSeq and is a predicted model, not a curated record. The transcript has a single exon.
AUGAUCUCAUCCACAACCGGUCAAAGUGAAUGGGAUCAAAUGUGGCUACAUGGACUUAUUCCUCUCUGCUGUAACCGCACAUGCGAGCACAUGCGAUUCUUUUUCCUGUGCACGCACGAAGUGGGCAGCUUCUUCUCCAAUCUUCCAUUCUUCAACUACAAGGACGCUGGGGAAAGCUCGGACGACCUGGGCAGCUGCGCAAGAGCAGAAUCGCACCAGGGUCAAGGCCGGGGCCGUCCACCAGGGGCGCUCCUCGGUAGUCGCUGCAUGCUAGGGAGCCGCUGCCAGGGCCGUAGCCAUGGAGGCUUGCCAGGCGAGGGCCGAGGGGCAUGGGCUAGCAGGGGUAGGGGCCUGGGGCAGCGCGGCUCGCCGGCGACCCACCAGCCAACGGCGCUUGCGCACACAGGACGUGCAGGGGGGCACGACUGCAGGGACUCGACCAUGGCCAUGCGCUGGGGCCACACAUCGGAGGGAAGGGGAGCCGCGCAGGGGCUCGCCGGGAGGAGACGAACUGCUUGGCAGGGGGCAGAGAGGGCUACUCGCCGGGGAAGAACCCGUGGGGAGGGAGGGAGCAGCCAGAGAGGAAGAGGGAUAAAGGGAGAAGAGGGAGCCUCACUCGGCCACUAA